UCCCCGCCUCUGGCUAUGACCUGCCGGUGCCUGACCUUCCUUAUGAUGGGGAACUUCAUGGCAGUCUUCCAGCCAGCCCUGGCCCAGCCGGAUGCACUGCUGGUCUUCCCAGGCCAAGUGGCCCAACUGUCCUGCAUGCUCAUCCCUCAGCAGGCCAACAUCGGGGACUAUGGUGUGUCCUGGUACCAGCAGCGGGCAGGCAGUGCCCCCCGCUAUCUCCUCUACUACCGUUCGGAGGAGGACCACCACCGGCCUGCUGACAUCCCUGACCGGUUCUCGGCAGCCAAGGAUGCAAUUCACAAUGCCUGCAUCCUGACCAUCAGCCCAGUGCAGCCCGAGGAUGAUGCGGAUUACUACUGCUGUGUUGGCUAUGGCUCUCGUUCCUAGGGAUGGGUGUGAGAUGAGUGCCUCCUGUCUGCCUCCCACUUCUGCCUCUGGCCUUGGGCCCCU
Molecule: messenger RNA, 450 nt
Organism: Carlito syrichta (Philippine tarsier)
Lineage: Eukaryota; Metazoa; Chordata; Mammalia; Primates; Tarsiidae
Gene: VPREB3
Product: V-set pre-B cell surrogate light chain 3
Exons: 2
Coding region: 16-387 (123 amino acids)
Biological process (GO): immune response; immunoglobulin production
Source: RefSeq, a predicted model, not a curated record